This is a messenger RNA of Argentina anserina (silverweed cinquefoil), 2781 nucleotides long. Its product is annotated as carbon catabolite repressor protein 4 homolog 1. NCBI's taxonomy places the organism in Eukaryota, Viridiplantae, Streptophyta, Magnoliopsida, Rosales, Rosaceae. The record is from RefSeq and is a predicted model, not a curated record. Gene Ontology annotation, cellular component: CCR4-NOT complex; nucleus; cytoplasm. Bases 430 to 2241 code for a protein of 603 amino acids. Gene Ontology annotation, molecular function: poly(A)-specific ribonuclease activity. Gene Ontology annotation, biological process: nuclear-transcribed mRNA poly(A) tail shortening. The transcript has 12 exons.
CAGAUUACUACUCUCACUUCUUCUUCUUCCUCUCUAAAACCCUAAUCUCCGAUCCCCCCCCCCCCUUCUUCUACCUCUAUUUCUCCUCCUCCUCCUCGGGUUCGAACCCAACCCUCUCUCUCUCUUCCUCACUCCCAAUCGAUCCCAAUCGAUCCACUCCAACCCAAUCACCCCCAAACGCGGCGGCGAUUCCUCUUCUCCUCGACGACUUGUCGUCCGAAUUGAGCGGGCUCGAUCCGCGGCUGGUCGAAUUUCCGGGGAGUAAAUUGCUAGGGUUUUAUGGGGCGCGGGGUGGUCAAGGCUGGCGGGUAUUGGGGUUAAGUAAAUGGCGGAUCCGCCAGGUAUCCGCCUCGGAGUUGUUUGUGAAUUCGGCGAGUUAGGGUUUGAAGAUUUCGAGUGAUAAAGAAAUAGAAAGAAAACUGAAGAAGCAUGCUGAGCGUGAUACGCGUGCAUCUUCCUUCUGAUAUUCCCAUUGUUGGCUGUGAGCUCACGCCUUAUGUGCUCCUGCGCCGCCCUGACAAGACUGUUACCACUGAUGAUGUGCCUGAGUCGGCCCCCAUUGAUGGCCAUUUCUUGAGAUACAAGUGGUAUCGUAUACAGAAUGAUAAAAAAGUUGCUGUCUGUAGUGUACACCCAUCUGAGCAAGCCACAUUGCAGUGUCUAGGCUGUGUCAAGGCCAAAUUACCUGUUUCAAAAAGUUAUCAUUGUUCUCCCAAGUGCUUCUCAGAUGCUUGGCAGCAUCACCGUGUUCUGCAUGACCGUGCUGCUAGUGCCGUGAAUGAAAAUGGAAAUGAAGAGGAAGAGGUUUUUGGACGCUUUAAUAGCUCAGGAUCUGGUGUUCUCAACACUAGCUUAUCUGGUUCUGUGUCAAGCACUAGCUUAACAAAUGGUUCAACACCUUUGUAUCCUGCUGCUGUUACUCAAAGGAGUGGUGGUGAAACAUGGUUUGAAGUGGGCCGCUCUAAAACUUAUACGCCAACCGCUGAUGAUAUUGGGCAUGUUCUGAAGUUUGAAUGUGCUGUUGUUGAUGUCGAAUCAAAAGUACCUGUUGGACAUGCUAAUCCAAUAUUAACUUCGCGUGUCAUUCCAGCACCCUCUCCCAGUCCACGGCGCUUGGUUCCUGUCAAUGGAGUUGACGUGAUGGGGCAUGUAGAUUCAGAUGGCCGUAUUUCAUCUUCUGGAACAUUUACUGUGCUGUCAUACAACAUUUUGUCUGAUGUGUAUGCCACUAGUGAAUCAUACAGCUACUGUCCUUCAUGGGCACUUUCUUGGCCAUACCGCAGGCAAAAUCUGUUGCGAGAAAUUGUAGGUUACUGUGCUGAUAUUGUUUGUCUUCAGGAGGUUCAAAGUGAUCAUUUCGAUGAGUUUUUCGCCCCAGAGCUGGACAAACAUGGUUAUCAAGCAUUAUACAAGAGGAAAACAAACGAGGUUUACAGUGGGAAUACACAAACAAUAGAUGGUUGUGCAACUUUUUUCCGUAGGGACAGAUUUUCCCAUGUCAAAAAAUAUGAGGUUGAAUUUAACAAGGCUGCCCAAUCUUUGACAGACGCCAUGAUUCCAACUAAUCAGAAGAAAAGUGCGUUAAAUAGAUUAGUUAAGGAUAAUGUUGCGCUCAUUGUGGUCCUGGAAGCCAAAUUUAGCAAUCAGGGAGUUGAUAAUCCUGGGAAACGGCAGCUUCUUUGUGUGGCAAACACUCAUGUAAAUGUCCACCAAGAUCUGAAGGAUGUUAAGCUCUGGCAGGUUCAUACUCUCCUGAAAGGAUUAGAAAAAAUAGCUGCCAGUGCAGAUAUUCCAAUGUUAGUGUGUGGGGAUUUUAAUUCGGUUCCUGGAAGUGCUCCUCAUACGCUUCUGGCUAUGGGAAAGGUGGAUCCGUCACAUAUUGAUUUACAAGUAGAUCCUCUAAACAUAUUGCGCCCUCUCAGCAAACUGAUACAUCAGCUUCCACUGGUUAGUGCGUAUUCAUCCUUUGCAAGGUUGGGAGUUAAUCUUGGUGUGGAGCAGCAAAGAAGGAGAAUGGACCCUACAACAAAUGAACCGUUAUUUACAAAUUGCACUAGAGAUUUUAUUGGUACACUAGAUUACAUAUUUUACACCGCGGACUCUUUAACGGUGGAGUCCUUGUUGGAGCUCUUGGAUGAAGAAAGCUUAAGAAAAGAUACAGCACUUCCUUCUCCAGAAUGGUCCUCGGACCACAUUGCACUUCUAGCUGAGUUUCGGUGCAAGCCUAGAAUUAGACGUUGACAGGUUCAGGUACGGGAGACAUCUAAGAAAAAGGCUUCAGGGAAGCCGUUGGAUGAAGUUAAGUAAUUGUAAGAUGGUAGAUCAUUCCCAAGAUCUUUUCCAGGUAUCUCGUUAUGAGAAAGAUGCUAUGAUCCACUUUGUAUUAUGCCACCUUUGUCUUAUAGAAAAGUUAUUAUGAUUCCUUGCUCAAUUGCCCAUCUCAAUUUUUGCCAAUAGAUUUUCUUAGAGAUGCUCACUGGCACAUAUAGGUCGUAUCCAUGUACUCUAAUCCCCGAAAGGCUAGUGGUUAGUGGCCUGCAUUAUUUUUCUUCUUGUCCCCAUUUAAUUUUAUAUUUUGGUCAAGGAAACAAAUAUAAGUAAUAAGAUUUUGAUCUUUUUUCUUUCUUUUCGGGUUCUUUUCUUUGGAUCAUCUUGUCUUAUGUACUGCGUGAGUUCUUUCUGUUUUCCUCAAUGAAUGAUAUUGUAAGCUGUACAUUGACCCGUGUGUGUUAACUGUGUGACGAGAGAUGUUUUUCUCAUUGUAUAAAAUGAAAAGCAAAG